AAAGGUUUCGGACGUGAGAGCAGAAAGAGGUUGGGGAAAGUGGGUCGAUGAGCAGUAGCCGAACGCGUGGUGUAAGGAGGAAGUGGAUUAAAAGAAACGGUGACAGCGCCCCUGCGCUAUGCUCUUCGGUGUCGGUGCACCGUGCCGCCAGCUGUGGCCAUGUCGCCGCCGGAUAAGGAUCGCGGAGCUGCGCGGAGGGGCAUGUUCUGCGUCGCCGGCCCGCCCUCCGUCGCAGGCGCCGCUUCGUUGGCGGCCAAGGCCCCGAGCAGAGAAUUGUAGUAUUAGGUUUGAGAAUGUAGCUAAACUAUUUUCCCGAAUUUUACUAAGUUUUGAAGGGAUAUUGAAAAAUUUCCGCGAUAAACGGAUCAUUGCAGCAAAAGUUCGAUUUAAAAUGGCUAGA
Molecule: messenger RNA, 400 nt
Organism: Gryllus bimaculatus (two-spotted cricket)
Lineage: Eukaryota; Metazoa; Arthropoda; Insecta; Orthoptera; Gryllidae
Source: the annotation of a GenBank genome assembly